GUCUUGAGGUGCGUAGAAACGAAUAAUAAACCAUUUUUUUUUUUUUUUUUUGAUUUCACAACAGAAAAACAGAACACUGCAACAACAACAAUAACAGGAUUUUUCACAAAUUGUUGUUGUUUUCGUUAUCCCUUGUCUCUCUCCCUCUUUUCUCUGAGUCAAAUGAGAUUUGUUUCUCUCGUAAACACAUCACAUAACAACACAACACAACACCCUUACCGAAACAUUCUUCCUUUUCUUUUUCACUCUUCAAACCUCGUAACUCACGCUUUCAGUAAUGGAAACUUGUGAUACACCUCUUCGAUUUGUGAAAUGAAAUUGAUUCAUUGAACGUGGGAAACGAAUUUUCAAACCCAUCCUUCAAGCUAUCACCGCUUCCAAAACUCUGUUUAUUUAUUUAUUUAACAUUAUAUUUUUAUCUGCUGUACCAGUUUUUUUUUUGGUGGGGUUAACCAGUGUUUCCGACCUCAAAUCUCAAAAGGGUGUCUUCAAUUUCGCGGCUUUUGGAAAUGCAGUGGUGGAACUCGAAGUGGGGGUGGUGAAUUCUGAAUUGGGCACGUGAAUUUGAGGGAAAAGUUCUGAGAUUUCUGUGUUUUUUUUUUUUUUUUGACAUUGUUGGGGUGGAGGAACCAACAAUAUGAUGCUAUCAGCUUCGCCAUGUUCGUUGGUGAGGAGCUCGCUGGAGGAGAUGCUUGAUUCGCUUCGCAUGAGGGAUGAAGAAGAAGAGAAGAAAAAGGACUUGCCGCCGGCAUUGCCAGUUCGGCCGGCAUCCCGGGCCCGGCUUCCUCCGGCGAGGCGGUCGUUGCCGAAUAACUUCAAGGUUGGCGGCGGCGACCGCGUCUCGGUGGAGAGUGGAUUUGAUGCCAAGGAAGAGAAUAAGAGGAAGGAAAAUGUUGAGGGACUCACGAGAACAAGAAGUAGUUUUGGGAUCAAGAGGAUGAGGAAGGAUUUGGAAUCCCCUUACAUGGCCACAUCAGAAGAGAACUUGCCUCUUUCAGCAUCUACAGCUUCUGUAGCUUCCUCAGAAAUGAUGUGGGAAUUGGAGGGUGACAGCAUUUCUUAUUUCAUCAGAAAGAAGCUUCGUGUUUGGAGUAGGCAACCAAGAGGGAAGUGGGAACUAGGAAGGAUACAAUCAACUUCUGGAGAGGAAGCAUCUGUUUCACUCUCAAAUGGAAAUGUUAUGAAGGUGGCCAGAUCAGAGCUCCUACCAGCUAAUCCUGAUGUUUUGGAGGGUGUGGAUGAUCUAAUUAAGCUCAGUUAUUUGAAUGAGCCAUCGGUUCUUCACAAUCUGAAGUUUAGAUAUUCUCAGGAGAUGAUUUAUAGUAAAGCAGGGCCCAUUUUAAUUGCACUCAAUCCGUUCAAAGAUCUCCAGAUUUAUGGAAAUGAUUAUGUCUCAGCUUAUAGGCAGAGAUUUAUUGAUAGUCCUCAUGUUUAUGCUAUGGCAGAUGCGGCUUAUAACAAGAUGAUAAGAGAUGAAGAAAAUCAGUCCAUUAUUAUAAGUGGUGAGAGUGGAUCUGGGAAGACAGAGACAGCAAAAAUUGCUAUGCAAUACUUAGCUGCUCUUGGUGGUGGAAGUUGUGGGAUAGAAAAUGAAGUUCUUCAGACAAAUUGUAUACUGGAAGCUUUUGGGAAUGCAAAAACAUCUACGAAUCAUAGCUCUAGCAGAUUUGGAAAGUUGAUUGAAAUUCAUUUCAGCGCCUUGGGCAAAAUAUGUGGUGCUAAAAUUCAAUCCUUUCUAUUGGAAAAGUCAAGAGUUGCUCAACUGGCCAGUGGUGAGAGGUCGUAUCACAUAUUUUAUCAACUUUGUGCUGGAUCUUCAUCUGAUCUUAAAGAGAGACUGAACCUUAGAACAACCAGUGAAUAUAAAUAUCUAAAUCAGAGCGGCUGCCUGACAAUUGAUGGGGUUGACGAUGCUAAAAAUUUUCAACAGCUGACGAAAGCAUUGGAUACUGUUCGAAUUUGCAAAGAGGAUCAAGAGCUGAUCUUUAAGAUGCUUGCUGCAAUACUAUGGCUGGGAAAUAUAUCAUUCCAAGUCACUGACUGUGAAAAUCACAUUGAGGUUGUAGAUGAUGAAGCUGUAACCAGUGCUUCGCAGCUGAUGGGUUGCAGUUCCCAGGAACUAUUGGCAGCAUUAACUACCCAUAAAAUCCAAUCUGACAAGGAUAUUAUUGCCAAAAGGUUGACAUUGAGGCAGGCGAUUGAUACAAGAGAUGCAAUUGCAAAAGUUAUCUAUGUAUGCUUGUUUGACUGGCUUGUAGAACAAGUUAACAAGUCACUUGAAGUGGGUAAAAAAUGUAUUGGGAAAUCUAUAAGUAUCCUUGAUAUAUAUGGGUUUGAGUCAUUCCAGAAAAACAGCUUUGAGCAGUUUUGUAUAAAUUAUGCCAAUGAGAGGCUUCAACAACAUUUUAUUCGGCAUCUGUUUAAACUUGAGCAGGAGGAUUAUGAAUCAGAUGGCAUAGAUUGGACUAAAGUAGAUUUUGAUGACAAUCAAGAAUGCUUGGAUCUAUUUGAGAAGAAUCCUCAUGGUCUACUCUCUUUGUUGGAUGUGGAAUCUAAUUUUCCCAAGGCUUCUGACUUAACAUUUGCCAACAAAAUUAAGAAUCACCUGAACGCUAAUCCUUGUUUCAAAGGGGAAAGUGGCAGAGCUUUCAGUGUUCGUCACUAUGCAGGGGAGGUUUUGUAUGAUACAAAUGGCUUUCUAGAAAAGAACAGAGACGCGCUGUUUUCUGAUUCCAUUCAACUCCUAUCAUCAUGUAAUUGUGAACUGCUGCAGUUGUUCUCCAAAAUGUUUAACCAGUCUCCGAAGCUAUCAAAUUCCCUCCACAUUGGCACACUGGACUCACAGAAGCAGGGUGUUGGAACAAAGUUCAAGGGUCAAUUAUUCAAGUUGAUGCAUCAGUUGGAGAGCACCACACCUCACUUUAUUCGCUGCAUAAAGCCAAAUACUAAGCAGCUUCCUGGCAUUUAUGAUGAAGACCUUGUCCUACAACAGCUAAGGUGUUGUGGAAUUCUAGAAGUUGUUAGAAUUUCAAGGGCUGGAUAUCCUACUCGAAUGACUCAUCAAAAGUUUGCUAGAAGGUAUGGGUUUCUGCUUUCUGAGGCCAAUGUACCUCAAGAUCCAUUGAGCAUCUCAGUUGCUGUUAUGCAAAAAUUUAAUAUCCCUUCUGAAAUGUACCAAGUUGGCUACACCAAACUAUAUCUUCGAGUGGGGCAGAUUGGUGCACUGGAGGACAAGAGAAAACAGGUUUUGCUGGGAAUACUUAGGAUUCAAAAAUGCUUCCGUGGUCAUCAAGCUCGCAGUUACUUCAGUGAACUUAAGAAUGAAGUGGCAACAUUACAAUCAUUUAUUCGUGGAGAAAUUACGAGAAGGAAAUAUGGUGUUAUGAUGAAGUCUUCUAUAACCAUUUAUUCUAAAAAACUUGAGGAGAUCCAUGCAAUCAUACUACUGCAAUCUGUAAUUCGUGGCUGGCUGGAUCGAAGAUAUGCUAGUCACAUGAAUAAGUUAAAGAAAUAUCCUGAAAAUGCAAAACCUAGGCGAAAGUCACUUGUGAAGAUGCCAGAAUUGAAGCAGGUUUUGUCCAAAGAGUCAACUCAGAAUCUGCCUUCAGCUUUAGCAGAAUUCCAAAGGCGGCUUGACAAGGCUAAAGCAAUUGUGGAGCAAAAGGAAGAGGAAAAUAGUGAAUUGAGGGAAAAACUAAAACAAUCUGAGAGAAAGAGGGUUGAGUAUGAGGCAAAGAUGAAAUCAAUGGAGGAGGCAUGGCAAAAACAGGUCGCAUCUUUGCAAGUGAGUCUUGUUGCUGCUAAAAAGAGCCUUGCUUCUGAGGAUACAGCUAUUCAACCUGUAAUGCCUGUAAUGCGUGAUCUACUGUCGCGUGAACUGGUGUCACCUCGGUACUACGAUUCUGAAGAUGCUACUUCUAUGGGAUCUCGAACUCCCGGUGGGAGCACACCUUUAAAGAUUUCUGGUAGUCUCUCUGUCUCUUAUGCAGGGAGACAGUCUAACGGUGCUUUGACUACAGUCAGCAAUCUGAUGAAGGAAUUUGAGCAGCGAAGACUGAACUUUGAUGAUGAAGUAAAAGCUCUGAAUGAGGUUAAACCAGGGCAGUCUGCGAACGUGAAUUACGUUGAAGAAAUUCGGAAUCUUAAACAUAGAUUUGAGGGAUGGAAGAAACAAUACAAGGUUAGAUUACGUGAGACAAAAGCAAAGCUUCAAAAAUUAGGGAAUUCAGAAAUGGAAAAAAGUCGGAGGACAUGGUGGGGGAAAUUAAGAGCAUAAUAGCAUUCAGUUUUCAAGCACACUCUCUUUGCUGAAGUAUAGAAAUGCUGAAAGAUUCAGCAAAAAAGGCUUAAUGAUUGUUUGUUAUAAAUUCUGUCCUUUUGAGGAGUUGCUUCUUCUGUAUCUUGCUGGGGAAAAUAUUUUCGGUACUCUUGUCCUACUGAGUACUCCGUACAUCAUUUAUUAAAUAUGACAAAAAGUAAUACUUUUACUCUACCCUCACCUUUAUAGUUAUUUCCACCUAUAUCCUUUAUUUUUCCUUUUUUGGCAAAGAUGUAUGUACUCCCGAAUCAGCUCCUUGCUGGGACAGUUGAUAAAAUUGUUACCAUUGUACUAGUUGGUGAAGGGAAACAUUGUUACAUGAUGGAAGUGUUAUAGGCUGUGCAUAGUUGUAGUAGGCUCGCUUAAUUGUAUUGAUUACUCUAGUUUGCUUGUGUAUAUUCUUUUUACUUCUUUUUUUCUUUUUUU
Gastrolobium bilobum is the source of this 4744-nucleotide messenger RNA. Its product is annotated as myosin-2-like. Gene Ontology annotation, molecular function: microfilament motor activity; ATP binding; actin filament binding. The transcript has 24 exons. Lineage: Eukaryota; Viridiplantae; Streptophyta; Magnoliopsida; Fabales; Fabaceae. Gene Ontology annotation, biological process: vesicle transport along actin filament; actin filament organization. The record is from RefSeq and is a predicted model, not a curated record. Gene Ontology annotation, cellular component: vesicle; cytoplasm; myosin complex. The coding region runs from base 638 to 4276 and encodes 1212 amino acids.